AGCAUUUAUAGACCCUUGGAGUGUAAGCUUUCCAGUGCGUUUGUCGUAAGCGAGGCAAUGGCUCUCUUCAUCUUCCUGGGGAUUUGCCUUUCUUGUUUGAUUUUUCUUUUCCUAUGGAAUCAGCAUCACGGUGAAGGGAAGCUCCCACCUGGACCCAUUCCUCUACCAUUUGUUGGAAAUAUUUUCCAAGUGGAUGUUAAAAAUAUCAGCAAGUCUCUGGGUAUGCUAGCAAAAGAGUAUGGCCCUGUGUUCACUGUGUAUCUGGGCAGGCAGCCCACUGUGGUGCUGUACGGCUACGAAGCACUGAAGGAAGCUCUGAUUGACCGUGGAGAUGAGUUUUCUGGCAAAAUGCAGUCGUCGUUACUCAGUAAAGCCAACCAAGGGUUAGGCAUUGUCUUCAGCAAUGGGGAAAUAUGGAGGCAAACACGGCGUUUCUCCCUCAUGGCCUUAAGGGAUAUGGGGAUGGGAAAGAAAACUAUUGAAGACCGAAUUCAGGAGGAAGCCCUUUGCCUGGUUGAAGCAUUGAGAAAAACCAAUGGUGCUCCCUGUGACCCUAGCUUUCUUCUUGCCUAUGUUCCCUGCAAUGUGAUCUCUGCUGUCAUUUUCCAGCAUCGUUUUGACUACAGUGAUGAAAAAUUCCUAAGCUUCAUGGAGAAUUUUAAUAUAAGCCUUAAAUUUUUAGCAUCUCCUUGGAUCCAGCUGUGCAGUGCCUACCCUGUUUUAUACCAUCUCCCAGGAAGCCAUAACACAUUCUUUAAACAUGUCAAUGAACAUAAAAAGUUCAUAUUGACAGAAAUAAAAAGGCAUCAAGAAUCUCUGGACCUCAGUAGUCCUCAGGAAUUUAUUGACCAUUUCCUGAUUAAAAUGGAGAAGGAAAAACACAAUGAAAAGUCUGAACUUACCUUGGACAACCUGAUUGCCACCAUAACUGAUCUUUUUGGUGCGGGAACGGAGUCAACAAGCUCUACAAUAAAAUAUGGUCUUUUGCUCCUGCUCAAGUACCCAGAAGUCACAGCUAAAAUUCAGGAAGAAAUUGCACGUGUGAUUGGCAGCCAUCGGAGGCCCUGCAUGCAGGACAGGAACCACAUGCCCUACACAGACGCUGUGCUGCAUGAGAUCCAGAGAUACAUUGAUUUUGUUCCCAUUCCUUUGCCUCGUACAACAACGCAGGAUGUGAAGUUCAGAGGAUACCACAUUCCCAAGGGCACCAGUGUAAUGAUAUGUCUGACUUCCGUUCUUCAUGAUGACAAAGAGUUUCCCCACCCAGAGAAGUUUGACCCUGGCCACUUUCUGGAUGAGAGAGGCAACUUCAAGAAGAGCGACUACUUCAUGGCUUUCUCAUCAGGAAGAAGAGCUUGUAUUGGAGAAGGUCUGGCCCGCAUGGAGAUGUUUUUAAUCCUGACCAACAUUUUGCAGAAUUUUACUUUAAAACCUCUGGUAAAUCCAGAGGAUAUUGACACUACCCCAGUUCAAACUGGUCUAGUGUCUCUUCCUCCAUCCUAUGAGCUCUGUUUCAUUCCUGUCUGAAGCUGAGUAGUCUUCCACAUGGAUGACCAAGUCCCUGCUUCCACUUGGGAACAAUCAGGCCUUUCCUGUCCUAUGCACUUGCAUCCUGCAGUCAUACUUAAUGGCAGGCACACUACCUCUGAACUGUCCUAAUUUCUUCUCUGUUCUUUAUGAACCAGUCCCACUUUUCAUAUAUGAAAAGCCUCACAGUUUCAGCACCAAUGACAUUUUUGCUACAGU
This is a messenger RNA of Acomys russatus (golden spiny mouse), 1746 nucleotides long. Its product is annotated as cytochrome P450 2C70-like. Bases 58 to 1527 code for a protein of 489 amino acids. Gene Ontology annotation, molecular function: oxidoreductase activity, acting on paired donors, with incorporation or reduction of molecular oxygen, reduced flavin or flavoprotein as one donor, and incorporation of one atom of oxygen; heme binding; iron ion binding. Gene Ontology annotation, biological process: xenobiotic metabolic process. Gene Ontology annotation, cellular component: cytoplasm; intracellular membrane-bounded organelle. The transcript is spliced from 9 exons. The record is from RefSeq and is a predicted model, not a curated record. NCBI's taxonomy places the organism in Eukaryota, Metazoa, Chordata, Mammalia, Rodentia, Muridae.